Messenger RNA from Erythranthe guttata (spotted monkey flower), 977 nucleotides. RefSeq names its product Mitochondrial import inner membrane translocase subunit Tim17/Tim22/Tim23 family protein. The record is from RefSeq and is a predicted model, not a curated record. Gene Ontology annotation, cellular component: TIM22 mitochondrial import inner membrane insertion complex. Gene Ontology annotation, molecular function: transmembrane protein transporter activity. Gene Ontology annotation, biological process: protein insertion into mitochondrial inner membrane. NCBI's taxonomy places the organism in Eukaryota, Viridiplantae, Streptophyta, Magnoliopsida, Lamiales, Phrymaceae.
UUUAUUUAUUUAUUAUUUCGUCACACACAUCUAAAACCCUAAUCAGUCAUUUUUCUUCUCCUUUUUUCAAUUCGAAAUCCAACGGUAUCUCAUUUCCUUUCUGGUUUCAACAAAUCACACACAUUCUAAAACCCUAGCGCGUGGGGUUUAAUCUUCUCAAUCGUUUCCAAGACGCCCCUCAUGAGUUCGAUUCCCGAGAGUGAACCACAAAAUGCUUCUUCAAGCACACAAGAAUCACCACCGAAGCCCCCAAUCGAGCCUAUCCGCUUGCCUACAGUAGAGGAAAUUCGAGGGCAGGACAUUUGGAAUAACUGUCUCGUACGCAGUGUCGUCAGUGGAGUAAUGGGGGGUGGAUUGGGUUUAAUGAUGGGAUUAUUUCUCGGUGCACUCGAUAAUCCCGUAAUGCAAGAUCAAAUGACUGGAAAACAACAGAUAAUUUACCAAGCGAAGCAGAUGGGUCAAAGGAGCUGGAGUUCAUGCAAGGCCUUUGCAGUUAUGGGAGUUGUUUACUCUGCUUCUGAAUGCGUCGUUGAGAAGGUACGGGCGAAGCACGAUAUUACAAAUACAGUUGUUGCUGGUUGUGUAACUGGAGGCGCAAUAUCGGCUAGAGGUGGUCCGAAAGCAGCAUGUGUAGGUUGUGCUGGUUUCGCUGCAUUUUCAGUGGUGAUAGAGAAGUUUCUCGACAGACAUACUUGAAGUUACUUCCCUUGAUUUUAUCAAUAUAAGACGGGGGAAUAUAUCAAUAUAUAUACUAUCGCAUUUUUCUCCAAUAUUUUAGUAUCCAAUUGAUUCAUCGAAAACUUACAUCGAAUCGAACAGUUUUGUCACUUCGAUUGGGGGAUGUAAAACGGGUAAUUUUCCGAACUUUUUUAAAUGUUUUGUUGGGUUGUUCAUGAAUUAGCAGCAGCCCCUUGAAUACUUGAACCACUGAAAAUUCAGCAUUUACAAUAAGAUGACGUCAUUCUUUUCAUACCUGU